AUGACAGGAUCCAAGAAAAAGACUUUGUCCGCAUCUUCCAUAUCCUCAUCAUCCUCUGCAACUUCUUCUUCAUCAGUAUUUGAAUCAGCAUCAUCUUCAACAUCAUCUACAUUAUCUAUGUCUUCCCCUUAUUUGACAGCCACCUCACCAGAGGAGGCGAAUGGAGACGUAGCGGCCAAGACUUCAGUCAAUGAUACAGUCCUUGCUGCCUCUCCUUCCACUUCUACUUCCAUUUUACCAGUUAAACCUAUAAAUCUCCUUAAUCAAGCUGCAGCCUCUGACGUCUUGAAGCUUGAUCAGACCGUGAGUCAGGAUGCUAUCAAGGGGGUUCAGAUAGAAGCCGAAGACCCUUCUCAUCUGUUCUGGGUCCCGUUCCAUAUGCAUCCUGAGAUUGCACCCAAUGAAUAUAACAAGUGGCUAUUGAAACAUGGUGUAGACUCGAGUGGCAAUGGUGGUUUGUUAUCUGCCAGGAAAGCAUCUCUUAACCGUCGUAAAUCUGUGCUUUCUUCCCAAUAUAAUCCUGGGGAAGACGAUGAGGAUGAAAAACAGACGAGCGAUAAACUCAAGAAAAAAUUAAGCAGCCGUCAGAUGAAUAAAGAUGUCACUGGAAAAAAUAAGGGGCAAGAUUUCCUCUCUGGUAUUUUCUCUGUUCCAUUAGAGAAUAUGGGAGAGCCGCCUUUGAAAACAAAGGCCUUAUUAAGAAGGUCCUCCAGUCAUACGCAAGCAUCUCCUCGCAAAGGUGAUGAGCCUGGAUUCGAUGCGAUAGCUGAGAAUACUAUGGACAUGGCAGCCGAAGACCUUGCAACCGUGAAGCGCGGAAGUGCCCUGACUAGGCACGGGCUCUCUUUGUUGAGAAGGAGCGCGCGAACCAAAAUUCGUAGGAAUUCUACAACAUCAAGUGAAAGCAAGAACGAUACAUCGCGGUUACGACCAUCAGUGAUUGAAAAUGGCGAUUAUCCCGCUGUGACACUUGUUGAUCCUGGACCAUUGCCAUUGCCUUCAUCAUCUUUCACGUCAAUAUCCCCUGAGGUGGCCACUGCAACAGCUCUCUCAACCCCAGUGACAAGCACAAUUGCUGCAUCUCCAACCAUCAAUAACAACGGUCUGGCUGUACGAGCAGAGCCAUCAGGCCCAAAGCCAAUAAAGCGGUUUGUCUCAACACUCCGCGACCCCUCCAAACCCACUAUAACGACGUAUGUGGAGCCACAGCUCUUGGAACAACGUCAAAAGGAGAUCGAGGAAGCAUUACGUUCAUCGAUGUCCACAUCUAGCGCUCCUAACCUCGCUUCUCUCACUGUCUCAGCGGACUCAUCCAAACAAGUCCAAGCUAAUGCUGUGAGGUCUGUCGAGAAAAGCACCACUUUGAGUGUUGAAAGUGCUGUCGUCUCAAAAAUUUCAUACCCGAUCCCUCCCCCUGUGAAACUAAACCAAAACUUGCUUCAACAACAACCUCUGUCAUCAUCCAAAAUAUCCCCCUCGCCAGUCUCAUCCACACAAAAGCAUACUGUAACUAUACAAAAACAAUCAAUCUCAACAGCACCAUCUCAAGUCAAAAAAUCCUCAUCAUGGUCCCGGUUCUGGGCAAAAGAGAAAGGAAGCGAAAAGUCCAUGGAAGCGGAGCAGCGCUCAAAUCAAAAUUCAUUUGCUCAACAGCAACCGAGUAAUAACAGUGCUACUUCUACGGAGACUAUUAAAAAACAAUCUACUUUCUCGCUGCUCUUCUCACGUAAUAGCAAGGCACCAUCUAAAGUCCAGGCAACCGGCUCCACAACUUACGUUUCUUCUCCACCCAAUGGAAUGAUUGGACACUCGCCGAAGGAAAGCUACUUGAGUGAUCCUUGCCGCAUGCCGAUCCACAUCGAGCGAGCAAUCUACAAGAUGUCACAUAUUAAACUAGCAGAUCCCCGAAGGCCAUUGCAUGAACAAGUGUUGAUCUCUAACAUGAUGUUUUGGUAUUUGGGUGUGAUCCAACAGCAACAACAGCAGCUAGAGCUACAGCAGCAGCAGCAAGUACAGCAGUCAUCGCAGAUUCAGCAAGGUGUAGUAGAAGCUAGGCAGACCCAUGACCAGAUGUCGACUCAUUCCUUGGAGGCUAAAGAAAACUCUAGCCAGAAUACCAAGUCGCAUAGUGAUGGUUUGAUUCUGGAAACAAGAGUUGAAGGAUACGAGUAUAUUGUACCACAGCAGGACAGUAACUCUAAUUCACAUGCUCGGCCCCCAAGCAAGAAUAUUGCCCACGAAUCACCACAAAAUGUAUCUUUUAAUGGCCUGCCUAUGAGAGACGAUGCUGAGUAUGACGAGGAGAGCAUGAUCGGGGGCGGCUUUGACGAAGAGUUGGACUGGUCUGAUGAUGAGGUUGAAGGGAAAGAGGACGCAGGAGCAGGUUCUCUUUACCUCCAGAGUGAAGCUCAAGCUUCAAGUAGCUUCCAGAUGCAUCCCAUGCAGUCUGGCUCUAGUCCUAUGCUCGCGUCUCAAGACACAGCUCCAUUGACUUAUUAUCCAGAAUCAAGACGCCCAGACACAGUGUCUGUUUCGUAA
Messenger RNA from Lobosporangium transversale, 2538 nucleotides. RefSeq lists its product as hypothetical. Gene Ontology annotation, biological process: establishment of cell polarity; positive regulation of G2/M transition of mitotic cell cycle. Lineage: Eukaryota; Fungi; Mortierellomycota; Mortierellomycetes; Mortierellales; Mortierellaceae. Gene Ontology annotation, cellular component: cell septum; cytoplasm. The record is from RefSeq and is a predicted model, not a curated record. The transcript is spliced from 3 exons. The coding region runs from base 1 to 2538 and encodes 845 amino acids.